GGAUGACGUCGGUCACCGCCCGCUAAGCGAACAAGCAUGUGAGGGAGCCUGUUUCCGGUCUCACACGAUCGCCCAUUGACUUCGCAGCUUCUCGGUACUCAUCGACUGAUCUGCAAACCUCGCAUCAGCCCUUGCAACAACACACUUUCUACCUCUCUAUCCAACCACUACUACCCCUCAUACAUCAUGUCUUACGCAGAGAUGGCUGCCAAGGGCCCCAAACAGAGCCCCGAGGAGCAUUGCAGUCGCGCACCCGUCCAACCUGAGAUCGAGCACGCUUCCGAAGACAGUGUACACUCCCUGGUCGACGUAGACAGCCCGCACAUCUCCUCGGUCCCCUCGGACUACGAGUCGCAAUCCGUCAAGACCGACACGCAAGCCGAGCGCAUGGAGCGUGAAGAGGAAAUUAAGGAGGAAGCUAAGCAUAUCAAGGAGCGUGCUGCGGCAAAGAAGGAGGCUGCUAAGGACAAGAUGAAGAAGAACGCCGACAACCCAGUUGUGCUGAGCAACGCAGUCGGUCUUGCCGUCGUUGGUGGCAUCGUUGGAUUCGGCGCAUACAGGCAGUAUGCCCGCGGCGAGCUGACCGGCAAGGUCGUCGCGGCCUGGGCUGCUGUCAUUGGACUGUUUGGCGUUGGCGACUACUAUGUCAGCCAGUACUUCUUCAAGCGCAACCCACCGAAAUAGACGUGCUGCCCGGUCGCUUUGUCCAAAUUUGCACUCCACUUCAACAGCACCUCGUACGACACAAUCAUGCUGAAAUCUUGAUCAUCUGGACUGUACCGAUUUGGCUAUGUUGUCUUUUGCUUUUCCGCGGUACCAUACAGCAAGCAAGGGUUUCUCUACUCGGUUUCGGUCUUGAGGCGAGAUGCUUUCAUGAGUCCACUUCUGUAUAUAUGAGGUCAACGUUCAAUAUACCCGUUCAAACAUCA
Molecule: messenger RNA, 929 nt
Organism: Alternaria rosae
Lineage: Eukaryota; Fungi; Ascomycota; Dothideomycetes; Pleosporales; Pleosporaceae
Exons: 3
Coding region: 187-684 (165 amino acids)
Cellular component (GO): mitochondrial outer membrane
Molecular function (GO): nascent polypeptide-associated complex binding
Source: RefSeq, a predicted model, not a curated record